UAUAAUGGAAUAUAGCAUCCAUCGUCGUCUCUGACUGAGCCACGGGUUCAUUUUUUAGCAUGAGUAAUCUGCAGGGUUUAGCUCCAAGUUCCAACCCGAUUCAGAAUCCAAAUCCGAAACCAAUUACGGACCCAAAAUUGCUGUCGUUCGAUCAGGUCUCCAAGUUGUUCAAUUUGCCUCUCUCUGAUGCUGCUGAAUCCCUAGGUGUUUGUGCAAGUGUUCUCAAGAAAAUAUGCUAUGAGAAUGGUCUGGUGAGGUGGCCAUAUCGAAAGGUCAUCUCUGGAAAGAGUAUUGAAGAUAUAAAGAAGGAGGCGUUGAGGGAAAAACAAGAGCGAUCUGUGGAAUUUUCCAAAGCACCUGGAGAAAAGAAUGGUUCUUUAGCCAGUUCUGCAAUCUUAUCAUUUUCGGGCUCCCCAUUGCCAAACAAGAGUAGUAUUAGCUCCACAAUGGAAAUGUCAAAAGCAGGGGCUUUCUCACAUCAGCAAGGAACCAGGAAUUUUCAAUCUGGAAGUUCACCGCAUUACCGUAUCUCUAACCUGACAAAAGGAACUUCAGUCAGUUACGAUGAAUUCAAAUAUGGUUUUCCAUCUGAUGGCUUGUCUACUGCAACGUAUAGGUGGUGGGGAAACAAGAGUCCUGAUGGUAACCAGGAUAGCCAACUGAGUGAUGACAAUGCCAAAAACAGCAACGAGCAAGCAGAAAUAAUAGCAGAGAAAUCCGAAGGCCAUACAAGUGUUGAUUCCACGGGAACGACUUUACUGACAAAUGUGAGGAAACGAGCUGUCAAAGAGGGGAAAGAAACGCUGAGGCUUAAAGUUUAUAUAGGACGUAGUGCAAACAUGCUUGAUUCAACUAAACGAAAGAUUCUUCAUCAGGUAUUCAAAUCGUAUUUUCAUGUCCAUGAAGAUAUGAGUAACUUUGACUCAUGAUAAAGGACCAACAAUCGUCUUUUCUCGACAUGAUGGAAUGAACAGAACGAACAAUGAUCAUUUCAAGACUCACACGAAGAGGACAUGUUACAUCAAGGUUUCAGUGCUGUGUGUGGAGUUUACCAGGCAAUUUAUAAAAGUUAUGUUUUCUUUGACUAUGACUGAGAUGAGAUUCAUGAACUCCCAUAGGCAAGAUCAGUUGCCAAUAUAUGAAUUUUUAGUUUGAUCUUUGAUUA
Molecule: messenger RNA, 1165 nt
Organism: Solanum dulcamara
Lineage: Eukaryota; Viridiplantae; Streptophyta; Magnoliopsida; Solanales; Solanaceae
Product: protein NLP3
Exons: 4
Coding region: 60-929 (289 amino acids)
Molecular function (GO): DNA-binding transcription factor activity
Source: RefSeq, a predicted model, not a curated record